UCUCCCGCCCGGACCGGCCGCUCGGGGUGCGGGCCCUGUGACCGCGGCUCCGGCUGGCCCCCGCCCCGCCCUUCGCUGCCUUCCCGCUCGGGGCCAUGGCCUCCUCCGAAGUGUCGCGGCACCUGCUUUUUCAAACUCACAUGGCAGCGAAAACUUGUAUAUCCUCUCCAGUAUCUGAUGAUGAACAGGGAAAGAAAGAAAAUAUUCGUUCUUUAACUAUGUCUGGCCAUGUUGGUUUUGAGAGUUUGCCUGAUCAGCUGGUCAAUAGAUCCAUUCAGCAAGGCUUCUGUUUUAAUAUUCUCUGUGUCGGGGAAACUGGGAUUGGAAAAUCAACGCUGAUUGAUACAUUGUUUAACACUAAUUUCGAAGACCAUGAAUCCUCACAUUUUUACCCACACGUUAGACUUAAGGCUCAGACCUAUGAACUCCAGGAAAGUAACGUUCGAUUGAAGUUGACCAUUGUGAAUACAGUGGGCUUUGGGGACCAAAUAAACAAAGAAGAGAGCUAUCAACCAAUAGUCGACUACAUAGAUGCUCAGUUUGAGGCCUACCUCCAAGAAGAGCUGAAGAUUAAACGGUGUCUCUUUAACUACCAUGAUUCUCGCAUCCAUGUGUGCCUUUACUUCAUUUCGCCUACUGGCCACUCUCUGAAGACACUUGAUCUUUUGACAAUGAAAAAUCUUGACAGUAAGGUGAACAUUAUACCCGUGAUUGCCAAAGCAGAUGCAAUUUCUAAAACUGAAUUACAGAAGUUUAAGAUCAAGCUCAUGAGUGAAUUGGUUAGCAAUGGCGUCCAGAUAUACCAGUUCCCAACAGAUGAUGAAACUAUUGCUAAAAUCAAUUCUUCAAUGAAUGCACAUUUACCAUUUGCUGUUGUGGGAAGUAUGGAUGAGGUGAAAGUCGGAAAUAAGAUGGUCAAAGCUCGUCAGUAUCCUUGGGGUGUUGUACAAGUGGAAAAUGAAAACCAUUGUGACUUUGUAAAGCUCCGGGAAAUGCUGAUUUGUACAAAUAUGGAAGACCUGCGAGAACAGACGCACAGUCGACACUAUGAACUUUACAGGCGUUGCAAGCUGGAGGAAUUGGGCUUCAAAGAUGUCGGCCCAGAGAACAAGCCAGUCAGUCUUCAAGAGACUUACGAAGCCAAAAGACACGAAUUCUAUGGCGAACGUCAGAGGAAGGAAGAAGAAAUGAAGCAGACGUUUGUGCAGCGAGUAAAGGAGAAAGAAGCCAUAUUGAAAGAAGCUGAAAGAGAGCUCCAGGCCAAAUUUGAACACCUUAAAAGAGUUCACCACGAAGAGAGAGUGAAGCUUGAAGAAAAGAGAAGACUUUUGGAAGAAGAAAUGGCUGCUUUUUCUAAAAAGAAAGCUACCUGUGAAAUAUUCCAGAACCAGUCCUUUCUUGCAACCGGUAGCAAGAAAGACAAGGAUCGGAAGAAGGAACAAGGCUAUCGAUUGGAACUCCUGUGCUUUGAUGUCAGAGCUUGUGAACCGAUUGGUGGACGUAAAGGUGCAGAGGAAGGUAGAGGGGCUCCAGUACAGUGGGGCGGCCAUGAGUAGCGUUUGGACGAUAAU
Messenger RNA from Loxodonta africana (African savanna elephant), 1571 nucleotides. It is a transcript of the gene SEPTIN10, whose product is annotated as septin 10. The record is from RefSeq and is a predicted model, not a curated record. Bases 96 to 1556 code for a protein of 486 amino acids. Gene Ontology annotation, cellular component: microtubule cytoskeleton; septin ring; septin complex. Lineage: Eukaryota; Metazoa; Chordata; Mammalia; Proboscidea; Elephantidae. Gene Ontology annotation, molecular function: GTP binding; GTPase activity; molecular adaptor activity. Gene Ontology annotation, biological process: intracellular protein localization; cytoskeleton-dependent cytokinesis. The transcript has 11 exons.